Astrephomene gubernaculifera is the source of this 2435-nucleotide messenger RNA. The record is from the annotation of a GenBank genome assembly. NCBI's taxonomy places the organism in Eukaryota, Viridiplantae, Chlorophyta, Chlorophyceae, Chlamydomonadales, Astrephomenaceae.
CAAUUUGUAGCCGCCUGCAGCAGACAAGAGGUUUAGGUGUAGUUGUCUUGUUGCUAGUUGAAUUUGGAAACCUCGCGAAGACCAUGACGGCGCCCGUAGGCACUAAGCCCCCGAAGGCAAAAAAGCCAAGGAAGGCCAAGAUUUUGCUUGAAGCUGUUCCUGAUGAUGGACACCCCGGUAACUCCAAAUUCGCUCGGGCGUUGGGCAGCGUCGAUUACCAAACUCGAGAAAAGGGACUGGCCGCGCUUGCGCGCUGGCUAGUACGCAGAACAGACUUGCGGGAGUCUGACAUGAUGAAGAUCUGGAAGGGGCUAUUCUACUGCUUUUGGCACUCAGACAAGGCGCCCGUGCAGUUGGAGCUGGCCGAGCGCCUGGCGGCCAUGUUGACCCAGCUGUCAGAGCAGUCCGCCUACAUGUUCUUCGCGGCUUUCCUGGCCACCAUGCGCCGCGAGUGGUUUGGGAUUGACCGCCUGCGCCUGGACAAGUUCCUGAUGCUCAUCCGCAAAUUCGUAAACCGCAUGCUAGCAUGCCUCCAGGCAGCUAACUGGCGCUCGGACCUGGUGCAGCGCUACUCGGACUACCUCCGGGACCACGUGGUGAACCCCAAAGACACGCUGUCGGCUGCUGGACUGGCCUACCACUUAGGGGACGUGCUGCUUGCGGAGCUGCGGGUCGUUGCAGGGGACAAGCCGGUGCCGGGCGCUACGUUGGCCGCGAUGCUCACGCCGUUCUGCUUGGCGUUGCAGACCGGGGAACAGGCAGUCUUGAACCGGAUUGGGGAGGGCGUGUUUGACACGCUGUUGUCAGAGCUCGCCAACCCCUCGGACGACUCGCCCUAUCUGCAGCAGCUUGACGUUGCGGCGCUGGCGGCGCAGCUCUUUGAGCUGGGUGCUGCGCCCAGCACCCGCGCACGCAACCGGCAGGUGCUGUACGACCUCUCGAACUCGCUGGAGCGCAUGCAGCGGAAGCGGCAACGGCUUGACACUGGCGCUCAGGCGGGACCCUCAACCGAGGCGAAGCCUGCGGGCAAGGCUGCGAAGAAGCAGCAGAAGCAGCGGGUAGCAGCACCGGAUGCGGAGGAGGCUGUGCCAGCAGCGCAGCCAGAGGAAAAGGCUGAGCCGUCAGCAGCAGCUAAGCGGGCCAAACGCAAGGCGUCCAACGCUGACGCGUCGGAACCCAACGGCGUGCAGCCAGACGUCCAGGGCGCCCAAGGGGCCGUAGAGAAGGAGGAGCAGCCCCAACCAAAAGAGCAGACGACUGGCAAGAAGAAGAAGCGGCUCCAGGCGGAAGCGGGCGGCGACGCGGGCGAGACGCCAGCAGCAGCAGCGCCGACGACGGUGUCUACAGCUGCCGGCGUAAAAGCGGCCGGCACCCCCAGCGCAGCGGCGAAAGCAUCAACCCGGGAGCCCACUUCUGGGCAAAAGGCAGCGUUGCGCGCGGCUGUGGCCAAGGUCGGGCAGACGCCUGUUGGCAAGCCGCCUAAGGCGAAGGAGGCCGCGGAGGAGGCCAAGCAGCAGGAGCAGGGCGACGCUGAGGCGACCGCACCCACGCUCACGCCGGCGUCCACGCCGACGGCUGUGAAAGCGUCUGCGCUGGGCAAGCGGGCAGCACCUGGCAGCAUCCUGAAGAAGGCUACUGGGACGAAGUCAAAGCCGCUGGCCAACGGGACGGCGACUAAGGCGGCGGCGCAGGCUGAGGGCGACGGUGCGAACGGGCACGCGCCGCAGACCGCAAAGAAGAACCGCGUUGUGAUCAACCUCAAGAAGAACCUCUACUUUGAGCACGGUGGCCCGGUCCCCGACCCGGACGUCCGCACGCCGCCCCCUGCACGAGCCAAGGGCGGCAUCUUGAAGAAGUCCGCUAAGACGUGCCCGCCCAAGAUGGCGUCGUCAGCGGCGGCUUCCGGAGCCCAGCGGCAACAGCAGGCGGGCGGCCGGGUGCUGCCAAAGAAGGCGCGUCGCGCCAGCGCCGCCCUCUUCUUCUAAGCGUGCAUCGUUGCUACAUGGGGGAUCAACUGGCUGAGGGCGCCGUGCUGUCGCGCAAAUAGCAUAGCCGGAGCGCGAGUUGGAAUAAGAGAGCAUGUGGUAGCCGUUGCGCCCGGUGUUGUGGCCAGGGGAUGGUAGUACGGAUGUCGCAGCACGUGCGAUGUGGAUGUGUUUUGCACGAUGGUCACUGUUUGCAGGGGCCCCGCCUUCUGACAUCAGCUGUCAUCGGACGGUGAGGUACGCAUUGUGAUGGGUGGUGGUGAACAGGCAAAGGAACAGUAUUACCUCCUUGGGGUUGGCUGCCAUGCCAGGCAAAGGCGGUCUUGUAGCGAGGGACCUAUGCAUCCGGUAGGGCAUAGCUGGUAUGGGUGCUACGGAAAUGGACGGUGUCCUUUGGGAAUUGCUUUCGGUGGUCUGAACACAGCAAUUCCUCGUGAAUUGCUGUUGGCG